AUGGCACAUCGGAAGCUCCAACAGGAGAUUGAGAGGGUGUUUAAAAAGAUCAACGAGGGUCUAGAGAUAUUCAACACAUACUAUGAGCGACAUGAGAACUGUACGAACAAUCCUUCGCAGAAGGACAAGUUGGAAGGGGACCUCAAGCGGGAGGUCAAGAAGUUGCAGAGGCUCCGGGAACAGAUUAAGACAUGGCAGAGCGCGCCCGAGGUGAAAGAUAAGGAUGCGUUGCUGGACUAUAGACGAUCAGUGGAGGUAGCGAUGGAGAAGUACAAGGCGGUGGAGAAGGCGUCGAAGGAGAAGGCGUACUCGAACACGAGCUUGAAGCGGUCAGAGGUGCUUGAUCCUGAGGAGCGCGAGCGGCGAGAAGUAUCAGAUUACCUUUCGGAGAAGAUUGACGAAUUGGAACGGCAGUACGAGCAGUUGCAGGUAGACAUGGACCGGCUGAUAGGUGGGCGCAAGCGCCGCGGCACGGCGCAGGAGGAGCGGAAGCUGGAGUUGCGACAGCUACAGGUGCGUUACAGGUGGCACCAGCAGCAAAUGGAGUUGGCGCUUCGCCUUUUGGCGAACGAGGAGCUUGAUCCGCAGGCCGUGCGCGACAUCCAGGACGACAUUACGUACUUUAUCGAAUCGAACCAGGAGCCGGACUUUGUAGAGGAUGAGACAAUAUAUGACUCGUUGAACUUGGAUGCGAACGAGGCUAUUGCGCACGAGGUUGCAGCAUCGUUUGCUGCGCAGGCAAAUGAGGAAUCGGACGACGAGCAGCGUGAUAUGUCAUGCUUGUCGAAGAAGGAGCAGCGGCGUCUUGAACGCGAGGCAAAGCGAGCUGCCAAGCUGGCUGCGAAGGGCAGCCUAGACAGCAUAUCUUCGACGCCUGUGACUUCUGCACCAAGCUCCGCACUGGAUCACGAGCCCACGGACGAAGUACAGGACCUGGCCUCGUCAUCCGUGGUACCGAAAGAAGACGAUCCCCCGACGCCGGCGUCCAGCCAGUCUCCGUCCCCGACGUCCACACCGUCAUCUAGCAUACCAUCCACAGCCAAUACCAUUGCAACCCACACACAGUCGUCUAAGCCACAGACACCGCUGGCCAAGCCACGGCAGCUAACCCACAUCUCCCCAGAACAUCAGGGGCAUACCCAUAUACAUCAAACACUAAACGGCGUGACCACAAGCACUCUAAAACCAGCGACAGUCCCUGCUAAACCAGCAGGUGAGUUGAAGUGGGCCGUCGCUGCUGCACAGGCGCUAGAGAAGGAAAAGAGGGAAAAAUCGGCGUCUCUGAUGGCCAUGAAGACACAGGGCGCUUCAUCACCAAGAGCAACUAUGGAUAUGAGCUCGACUUCCCAGCUGACAGACGCCCAUUCUAGUUCCAACCGGAGUGAUACCGUGUACAGCACGCAUGCCGAAGAUCGGGGCCAUUUAUCAGGUGAUAAUAAGGACAUCCCGAAGGUUGGGAAUUCUGCUAUUAAGAGUACACAUCUGGACGCUUUGAAGAAGCAGGAAAUGCCAGGCCUAGAGUUAGUGGCUGAUAAUUACGAAUCGGAUUCGACCGAUGACGAAUUACCUGAGGAGCCUAUGCCGAUCCAAUUAGACGUGGAGGAAUAUGAGAGGCGGGGCAGCGUAAGUAACCAAUUGUUCACGGAAUUAUGUCAGAACUUUGACUUAUUGAAAUUGCCUUGUGGGAUACAGGACAUGAUAAUGGGUUCAUUGAUAACAUCACACGAUUUACAUCCUCCCGAUGGUAAGCUAGGUGGAUUUCGGAACUUUCCAGAUAUAUGUCGUGUAACCAGAUUAUUUGAGCUCCCGAGAGGCGUCAAUCCGCCCCAACCGUUGGACGCGACUAGGUGCACCGAGCAAUGGGACUCGGUACGGAUAGGUUUAGUAGACGAAAAAACAGUGGAAGACCAGGAAGACCAAGAUUUGAGAAUCAGCACAUAUAGUAAAUUUAGGGUCUUGGAAACCUUCACGCUCUUCUACGUUUACUACUACGCCUACACACCCUUGGAGCAUGAUAUCGCAGCCACGAUACUCGCGGAACGGGAAUGGCGGGUCUCUAAAGAUGGUGCAACUUGGUUUUUGCGUGAGGGGCAGCCGAAGUUCACCAACGAGCUAUGUGAAGUGGCCGAUUUCAAGAUUUUCAAGCUGGAUGACUGGACGGCUAUCAACAAGAUGAACUUCACGCUUGACUAUUCAAUAUUAAAGGAUUCUCAAAAACCUACAGCUGCAGGGUCUGGUACUGCCGGUAGUACUCCUUCGAGGCAUGGAUCGUUGUCACAUGGACAGACGCUGCUGCAACAGCUGAGAAGAGGUAGUAGUGCCAUGAAGGUUGAACCUUCUCAUUGA
This is a messenger RNA of Eremothecium gossypii ATCC 10895, 2346 nucleotides long. It is a transcript of the gene NOT3, whose product is annotated as CCR4-NOT core subunit NOT3. The record is from RefSeq and is marked provisional. Lineage: Eukaryota; Fungi; Ascomycota; Saccharomycetes; Saccharomycetales; Saccharomycetaceae. The transcript has a single exon. The coding region runs from base 1 to 2346 and encodes 781 amino acids. Gene Ontology annotation, biological process: regulation of DNA-templated transcription; nuclear-transcribed mRNA poly(A) tail shortening. Gene Ontology annotation, cellular component: CCR4-NOT core complex; P-body; nucleus.